UUUAAAGGGGCAGACAUUGAUAUAUUGACAGCUGAUUGACAGCUGGACGAGCCUCUUUAAGGAGAGCUCGGCGCUUUGUCACAUGUCUACUGCGCGUGAUGAAAUUCUCGUCCGUCUCCUUGUCAUGACAACGAACACCGAGCAAGGAUGUCGAGGAAGCAAGACGAGAGCAAGACCAAGGUCGACUACAAGGCGCGGCUCGAAUACAAGUUGUACCUGGCUAGGGAAAAUCCGGAACCAGUAUUCGACGUGUCGGAAUGUGCCUUGAAGAAUGUGCCAUCGGGCAUCUAUUCGCUUUGCAAGGUGUUCCGGAAAAAGAUCCUGCUAAUGUAUGAUAACAAGCUGAGCUCAUUCUCGGGUGGUGGUGCCUUAAGUGACUUGUCGUUAUUGACUGUCUUAGACAUUCAUGGAAACGAGUUUACCACAUUACCCUCUGACAUUAAGUAUCUCUCUUCCCUCAAGGAGCUUCAUUUGCAAGACAACAAUAUUCGCAAACUGCCCAACGAAAUAGUAUACUUGAAUAAGUUAACAAUUUUGAAUGUCUCGAGAAAUAAUAUGAAACAGCUGCCCGACGACAUCGGACAGCUGCAGCAGCUCAACACCUUCGACAUUAGUCACAACAAAUCGCUGCAUAAGCUGCCCAAGUCUCUAGGCAACGCGCAACAACUGACGAAUUUAAAUAUCGAUGGAUUAAACCUGUCGUACCCACCUCAAGAUAUUUUAGAGGGUGGCGCAAUAGUGAUCGUCGCGUUUUUGGCAAAUGAGAGUGGCAUCGAGUACUCACCGGAGAACUCUGUAUCGGAGACCGAUAUCUUGAAAGACAUGACCUCGGAAGACAUGCAGACGGUAUACCAUAAUAAGAAUAACGACGUGCAGGCAGCAUUACAGAAGCAAAACAAAAUGAAGGAACAUCGGCAAAAUGCCUUGUUGGAGGUGGAAAAAAACAUAAAGCAACAACAGGAGUACGAGAUGGAGGUGCAAUCUAUGCUUAAAGCACACAGGAAAAAGCUUUUGGAGGAUGUAGCACUACAGCAAAUACAACUGGAACAAGAACUCGAGAAAGUUCAGCAGGAAAGAGACACAAAUAGAGCGCGUUUACUCUCGUACAUUUACAAUGCGGAAAAAGAGGCUGAUAAUGUGAUUAAAGAAUUUCUGAAAAACAGCGAGGAAGAAAGGCAGAGUCAGACUGAGUUAUUGGAGCGGGAAAAGCAAGAAGAAAUGCAACUACUAACUUCCUGCCACUCGGAACAGUUCAUGUUACGUACAAAAGACACUCUUGUUGCGAUGGAAAAAUUAUUGGAGGAGGAAAUGUGCCGAAUGAGAAAAUGGGAAGAGCAUACCAAAUACAGAGAUUGCACCGUACAAUCCUUACUUACGCUGGAAGUGACAAACAACGAUCACCUCGCUCAGAUAGUGCAUGAUCAAGAAAAAAGCAGACAAGAUCUCAUCGACAGAUUACGACAGGAUGAAGUUUUGCAGAAAGCCGCGGUUGCUGCGUUGUUGGAACGGAGCGACGCGCGUUCUUGGAGCAUUAUUCAACAAAUGAAUCUGGUGCAGUCGCAAUUGGCUGCGCUCACUAAUAUUGAACUCGAGAGACGGAAGUUGGAGAUUAAUCAACAACUUAAUGAGAUCGCUGAUAGACGCGUGGCCUUAACAGCCAUUCUGAUUGACUUAUUGGAACAGCAAACACAAAGGAGAGAUCAACUAUUGAUGACAAUUAAUACGAUAGAGCAACAGCGAUUUAUCUCUAACCCGAGACGUAGCAGUUUAUUCUGGUUGAUGCAGUAUCAAUCUCUAAUGGAAGCUCGACCGCAAGGGCUACUGGAAAUGUUGGAACCUAUGUUAGUUCGACAUGUAGCGAUAGCAGGAGCUUUGCACUGCCUUCCAUUUUUGGCCACUUUGCCAUCUUUAUUACCGGACAUCAGCGACGAACAGUUAAAAAAUAUUGGUAUAAAUUGCGAGAAUGAUCGCGCUGCUAUAUUGCUGGCGGUGGAGAAUUAUUUAGGAGAAGUUAAACUAAAUGAAUCUAGAUCGCCCGUAACAGCUUCUGCGCCUCUCGAAGAGGCAUCGACCAGUGAUCAAGAUCUUAAUUCUAUUCAGAAUGUCAGCAUGAUCGAAUGCGUAAUCUGUUUGGAUUUGCAAUGCGAGGUAAUUUUUCUACCAUGUGGACACUUUUGCUGUUGCUCCAUUUGUGCGGAGAAAGUUCCAGCAGAGUGUCCAAUGUGCAGGGGUUCAAUAGAACGUAAAGUUCGAGUUGUACAGCCUUAAAUUUACAAAACUUUUAUUCUCGGCUUAUUCGCCAAUAAUCUUUCUACUUGAUGCUUCUCAAAAAUAUCGCAAAAUGCGCUAUUUUUCCUGGUCUGUGAUUACGCACGUCAACAAACUGUUUCCAUAAUAGUGGAAAGUGUAACGCGCACAAGUUAUAUUUACCACUGAUAUAAUGCUCAUACAUGUUAAUGUACGGAAAAUACAUUAUUAUAUAUUGUGGCUCACAAAUUUGCUCAAAUGAUCAAUUUUGUGAGUUUUAGUUACACUAGUUUUUUUUACCAUAACAUUCAACAGUUUUUCAUCAGAAAUUCUUUAAUUAUCCAUAUAAUAAUCGAAACAGCAUUUCACGAACACGUGUAACAAUAUUUUUCUAUACACUUCAAGUCAUUAUUUAAAUGGUAAAUGAAAUAAUAUAAAAUCGAUUUUUUUAAAUAUUAUAUUAAUUAAAAUUUUUAUCUGCACUGUCUUUAUUUCUUUGUUCAUCAGAAAAAAAUAUUCUAAAUAUAUAAAAAAAACACAAGAACAUUACGUGAAUUUUUGUGUUGUCAUUAUGUUAUGUUUUAAAUAUAUUAUAUAACUGAUUUUAUAUAAAUCAGUAUGCAGAUACAUAUUGGAAUAAAAUAAAUAAGGUGACUAUACCUUUACAGUUAAAUUAAAAUUAUUUUAUAAUAUACAUAGUUAUAUACAUAUAAACUUAUAUAUAUCAUUAUAUAUAUAGAUAAAAUAUGAUAGGCAAUGGGCUUUAGAUAGACUUCAGCAUAAAUUAAAGGUACCACCAAAGAGAAAUUAAAAGAGUGUGAAAUGAUAAAAAAAACUUGAAAAAAAAUUAAAUAUAUUUUUUAUCCUUAAUACCGACACAUUACACUAAUUGUUCCAUUGUGACUACAUUAAUCAUGACAUAUCUUCAUGAAUUACAAAAUGCAUAAAAAUGUACAAGCAAAUCUGAUAUAGAAAUCUGUUGAUAAUUAAAUGCGAAAAAAUCAGUGUGGCAAACUUUUAUAAAAACAUAAUUUUUACAAUAAAAUUUUGAUAAACAAUCGUUUCUAUACGAAUCAAUAAGGUAUAAAUUUUACUUUUUCGUAUAAACAUUAACAUUAUUGUUUAAUUGUGAGAUUGCUGUUAAAUAACAUAAUAAAAUCCUUUAUGCAAAUUAA
Molecule: messenger RNA, 3422 nt
Organism: Monomorium pharaonis (pharaoh ant)
Lineage: Eukaryota; Metazoa; Arthropoda; Insecta; Hymenoptera; Formicidae
Product: E3 ubiquitin-protein ligase LRSAM1
Exons: 13
Coding region: 148-2268 (706 amino acids)
Molecular function (GO): protein binding
Source: RefSeq, a predicted model, not a curated record